AUGGCAGUUCCCGGCGGCCGCAACGGCCUCAAGGACGAGGACGGCGACAUGGCCGAACACGCCGAGGCCUUCAGCGGCGCCUCCGACGAUGAGGAUGUGCCUCCCCACCUUCGCGCCCUCGCCAGCGCCGCCCAGACCGGUGACGUCGCCGCCCUCGUGGCCGCCCUCGGUACUGGCUUGAUCCGUCCCAUCCUUUUGCGAUCCUCGUUUAUUGGAGCACUUCUAGGGCUCUAUAAUCAUGAUGGCAGUAUUGAUGUUCCAGUUGAAGAUGCUAGCUUGGAAUGCAAAGAUGAAGAAGGCGCUAUUCCUCUUCACGAUGCUUGUGCUGGAGGCUUCACUGAGAUGGUCCAAUAUAUUCUCAACUUUGCUGCCAACAAGGAUGGUUGCGUAGUGAGAAUGCUAAACACUGUUGAUUCUGAAGGCGAUACACCGCUCCAUCAUGCUGCUAGAGGAGAACAUUUGGAUGUUGUCAAGCUUCUUAUCGAGGCUGGGGCAUCUCCCAAGAAGGAGAACACUUAUGGGCAGACACCCGCUGAUAUGGCUGACCAAGACACAGAAGUUCGAACCCUGUUGACUGCCAAGCAAAUUGAGGCAAGCACACACAUGAGUGAUAAUUGA
This is a messenger RNA of Miscanthus lutarioriparius, 618 nucleotides long. Lineage: Eukaryota; Viridiplantae; Streptophyta; Magnoliopsida; Poales; Poaceae. The record is from the annotation of a GenBank genome assembly.